Messenger RNA from Crotalus tigris (Tiger rattlesnake), 2775 nucleotides. RefSeq names its product solute carrier family 12 member 9-like. The transcript has 14 exons. The record is from RefSeq and is a predicted model, not a curated record. NCBI's taxonomy places the organism in Eukaryota, Metazoa, Chordata, Lepidosauria, Squamata, Viperidae. Gene Ontology annotation, cellular component: membrane. Gene Ontology annotation, molecular function: potassium:chloride symporter activity. Gene Ontology annotation, biological process: cell volume homeostasis; chloride ion homeostasis; potassium ion import across plasma membrane. Bases 83 to 2746 code for a protein of 887 amino acids.
CGGGGCGGCGGGCCGGCCGCUUGCGCCCCGGAGCCUUCGGCCGGUCUUUGUGCGCGAAGCAGCAGCGGCAGCAGCGGCGGUCAUGCCCGGUCGUCGGAACGGCGCCCUCUCGGAGCGGAGCCCGCUGCUCGCUUACCGGCUGUGCAGCAGCUCCUCGCUGGAAGCCGACCAGGCGCUUCCGACCUCUUCCCGCAAGCUCUCCACCUUCCUGGGCGUCGUGGUGCCCACUUUGCUCUCCAUGUUCAGCGUGGUGCUUUUCCUCCGCCUGGGUUUCGUGGUGGGUCAGGCAGGUUUAUACCAAUCCCUGGCGAUGUUCUUGGUGGCCUACUUCAUCAUCGGUAUGACAGUGCUGUCGGUGUGUGCCAUCUCUACCAACGGGGCUCUGGAUGCUGGCGGGGCCUACUACAUGAUCAGCCGGGCAUUGGGCCCCGAAUUCGGUGGAAGCAUCGGCAUCAUGUUCUUCUUUGCCAAUGUUUGCGGCAGUGCCCUCUACAUCUUGGGCCUGGUGGAGGCCGUGAUGGAUGACUUUGGCAGCCCAGCAGAGGGGACUAUUGGGUCGGCCACACAGGUCCUGCCCCGCGGUUAUUGGUUUGACCUCCUGUAUGCCACGGUCCUCCUGUUCCUGUGUCUUCUUGUCUGCCUUGUGGGCGCCGGCAUCUACGCUAAGGCCACCUUCCUCAUCUUCCUCAUCGUCAUGGUGGUGCUGGGCACAGUCUGCCUCAGCUUCUUUGUCGUGAGCGUCCAGGUCGUGCGGCUUCCCGCCAUCAGGGACGGCAAUCACACCGAACUCGUCAACGCGUCCUUCACCGGAUUCAAACUCAGCACCCUCCUGGAUAAUCUGCAUGCGGACUACAGCGUCGACUACACAACUGGCCAUCUGAUGAGCUUCAGCACUGUCUUUGCUGUCAUGUUCAACGGCUGCACGGGAAUCAUGGCUGGGUCGAACAUGUCAGGCGAUCUCAAGCGGCCCAGCUAUUCCAUUCCUCGGGGCACCAUCAUGGCCGUGAUGUUCACCUACAUUGUGUACAAUUUGCUGGCUGUUCUCCUCAGCUGCACCUGCGACAGGCUUCUUCUCCAGCGGGACUACAGCUUUUUGAAGGACAUCAACAUCUGGGCCCCCUUUGUCAUCAUCGGGGUCUACCUUUCGACCCUCUCAGCCGCCAUGAGCAACCUCAUUGGCGCCUCCCGGAUCCUGUACGCUUUGGCCAAAGAUGACCUCUUUGGCAAAGUUUUGGGUCCAGCCAAACAGACGUCGGUUGGUGGGAACCCCUGGGUCGCUGUCAUCUUCUCCUGGAUCCUUGUACAGCUGGUGCUGUUUUCCGGGAAGCUGAACACCAUCGCUGCGGUGGUCACCAUCUUCUUCCUCCUGGUUUACGCUACGGUGGAUUUGGCCUGCCUGGCGCUGGAGUGGGCCUCUGCCCCAAACUUCAGGCCCACCUUCAAGUAUUUCACGUGGCACACCUGUGUGCUGGGCAUUGCCGGCUGUGUCGUGAUGGUGUUCCUCAUCAGCCCCAUCUACGCUUCGGCCAGUGUGGCCUUCAUGGUCAUCCUGCUGGUGGCCCUCCAUUACCUGUCUCCCAGCAGCAGCUGGGGUUACAUCAGCCAAGCUCUGAUCUUCCACCAGGUCCGCAAGUACCUGCUGCUGUUGGACAGCCGCAAAGAACAUGUCAAAUUUUGGCGCCCCCAAGUGCUGCUGAUGGUGCGGAAUCCGCGGACCUCCCUCCAGCUCAUUCGCUUCAUCAACGACCUCAAGAAAAGUGGCUUGUACGUGCUCGGCCACGUAGAGCUGGCGGAUCUGGACUCUCUGCCGGCUGACCCCUUGCCGGACCAGUCCGAUUCCUGGCUGCAACUUGUGGACCGGUUGAAUAUCAAAGCCUUCGUCAACCUGACGCUCGCCAGCUCCGUGCGGAAUGGCACGCAACAGCUGCUCUUCAUCUCCGGACUGGGGGGCAUGCGGCCCAACACCAUUGCGCUGGGCUUCUACGACAACGCGGUCCCCCAAGACUACAUGUCCCAACCCACCGCCUUCAGCCAAGACGAGGCAAUUUGGCACGAGUUCCCUCCCGUCUGGACUUCCGGGGGCCCCAAGCAGUUGUCUCCCUGGGAGUACGUGGCCAUCAUCUGCGACGCCAUGAAGAUGUCGCGCAACGUCCUCCUGGCCCGCUCCUUUGACCAGCUCCAGCCGCCCCAGAGCCUCGGCUGGCGUGCCCAGCCUCUGAUCGACGUCUGGCCCGUCAACCUGUGGCGCCCCGACAGUGCCCGAUACGUCGACACCAGCAGCCUCUUCUUGCUGCAGAUGGCCUGCGUCCUGGCCAUGACGCGGUCGUGGCGACGGGCUCGCUUGCGCCUCUUCCUCUGCGUGGAGAGCUGCACCAGCCCCCAGGGCCAGGAGGACAAGCUGCGGCAGCUCCUGAAGGACCUGCGCAUCCAGGCCAAGGUCCAGAUCGUGCCGUGGGACGAGGUGGUGGCGCUCCACUGGCACAGCCAUCGCGGAGACUCGGCCGACGGUGGCCUGAACGCCUACAGCAACAUCACCUCCAUUUCAGACGAAUACUUGACUGCGGUGAACCAGCUCAUUCUCCAACACAGCACCACCCCUACCGUCCGUUUCCUUUACCUGCCCCGUCCUCCUGCGGACACCAAUUUGUACCCCAGAUACUUGCAACAGCUGGAGAUCCUGACCCACGGACUGGGCCCCACGCUGCUGGUGCACGGGAGUCUCAGCAUCUUUUUUACAUCGUGGUGACUAAGACUGGAUGGAGUAUUCCAAGUGUG